CUGGCAACACCACACUUUUGUGUCAUGUCGGCUGACGGACGGUCGUGUGCCGUUGAUUUUUCUCUUGGGUGUGUUUAUGACGUGAUUUAAUUGUUAUUAGCAUAUAACUGGACUUGUUCUUAACAGUAAACAGUGGUGAUAAGGAAAGUGUUAAUAUGUUGCGGAUUUUAUUAGAUACAUUUUGGGAUGAAUAUGUGUGGUUGCCACCAAAUACUACCUGGGAGGAUUUGGCUCCAGGACCUGAUAAGCCUGUAGUUUAUAAUGAUUACAGGCAUCUUGCGUACCCCCUGCCCUUAGCAAUAUUGCUAAUAAUACUGCGGCACAUACUAGAGAAGUACUGGUUUGCGCCAUUCGGGAAGUCUUUAGGAAUUAAGAACACAAGACCAAAGAAAGCCCCCAGUAACCCCAAACUAGAGUUGGCGUACCAGACAUCGCCUAAAAUUAAACAUAAACAGUUCUUUUUGAGCAAGGAAGAGGUAAAUGUAGCACUGAUUUUAAGCACUUUAUUUUUAUAGUGGCACGUUGUUAUUUACUAUAGAAAUAUAUUAGAAGUAUCUAAG
Leguminivora glycinivorella is the source of this 560-nucleotide messenger RNA. RefSeq names its product ceramide synthase 2-like. The coding region runs from base 156 to 515 and encodes 119 amino acids. The transcript is spliced from 3 exons. The record is from RefSeq and is a predicted model, not a curated record. Lineage: Eukaryota; Metazoa; Arthropoda; Insecta; Lepidoptera; Tortricidae.